AUGACUUCCAUAUGUGAAACUCUACGCAUUUGCUUCAGAACGCUGAAAGGAACAUCUCCAGGAAUCGCUGCAGAAACCUCACGGACACGAUAUGAAUACGAGCUGGUUCAAGCUGGAAGUGCAAGUGACUUGGAGGGCAGCGACGGAGAGACACAGAAGGCUCCAGGCACAGAUGGACAUCCGUUCAAAGGUCCAAGUGUGUAUUUCACAGUGGGCAUUGUAUGCUACCAUCUUGUGUGUGCGGGCAUUGUAGCCGUGGCCGUUUUGAAUGGCUGGAUUUCAACCGAUCACGGUGGCGACUUUGCCUGGGAGCUUUGGGCAUUGUGGCAACAGCUGUGCCUUUGGACAUUGUUUGUGCAGAAUUUGACCCGAUGUGUGAUCAUGGAUGGAGAAGCUUUGGAAUCAUCUACUGCCACAACGAUUUUGCUUUAUACUGUGCCUUUCUUAAGUGAGCCCUGCGACACCAUGAAAGAUUGGGUGGUGACUGGAAUUUGCUUCCUCCAUGCUGAGACCUGGACGGGCUUCGCCAUUGGUACAUCAGUUGUUGGGCUUGAUGCGCUUUUGAUCCAAACAGGUUUGAUUCCUCGGUGGUGUCGCAUUUCUGACUCUUUGCGGAUCAGUCCUCCUUUGAUUGUGUUGCAGGUGCUCUAUGUUCUACUUCUUGCGACGCAAAUACACUAUAUGUUAUUUUUGCCUUAUUUUGCUGCCACUCUUUUCUGUCUGUGCGACAACCAAAGGGACGGCGACGGCACUUGGUCCACUACGUUUAGUUUAUCUAUGAUCGCGCUUACUUCCAUUUCAUGCAUUCAGAUAGUAAUUGGGCCAUCAUCAUCCACAUACUCAGAGGCAUUGUACGAAUGUUUGACUGACGGCGGUGUCUUGGCAGCUUUUUCUGUUUAUGUAAUCGUUUACUCCCACCUUUUAGUGAAUCUGCAUGAAGAUUGCGCAGCAGAUCUCCGGAAGAUCUACAGGGCUAUUCUGGAAUUGCCAUUGAAGGAGACGGACUUUGUACCUCAAACAUGGAGGGAGCGGAUGGCUCAGAAGACCACCAAUCUUUUUGUGGGCCUCCUGAGCAGUUCGCGGCUUCUCAUUGCUUGGGCAGAAAACUGGCCACAAGGGUUCUUUGCCACUUUGCUGGUACUACGAUACAGUAGGGGAGCAGGCGUGGGAUUUGCGGGGUGUUCUGCCAUUGUGAGCAUUGUAAAAGGGCUGAUCAUCCCUUCCUUUCAAAAGCUUCUCCUUCACCAGAAAUGGACUGCAGUCGAGACAGGGCUGAAUACCCUACUAGAGUCUGAAAAGGAUCAGCAAGCCGUGAUCAAGCAGCUGUCGACGGCUUCGGUGAUCAGUGCUACAGAUCUGAAAGAUGUUCUAGCAGGCUUUCUGGAUAAGCCAUCCAGCGACUUACUGAAUCAGCUCAAUGUCGGUGAAUCGGACCUGUUCAAUCCAAUCAAAGACUUACGGAGAGAAUGGCUACUGGGUAUCCUGGGAACAGACAACGGUGAGGAAAUCAGAUGCAAACUCAUCGCCAGCUAUUUACACAAGGGCGUUUCUGCCAGAGAGCUUUUUAACCUUGGACACAUGACAGUCAAUUGCAAAUACGCAGGCUUUACUGCCCGACAGUGCAUGGAGGUUGGCGGCUUCUCUGCAGGAGAGUGCAAGGCCGCUGGCUUCUCGGUCAGUGAUUGUAUAGGAGCAGGCUUUUUGAAAACGGAGGUCAAGGCGGCGGGCUUUUUCGCUCAAGAGUGGAAGUCUUCUGGCUUUAGUGCCGUUCAAUGCAAGGAUGUUGGCUUCUCGGCCGGGGAGUGUCUCGCUGCAGGCUUUUCUAAAGACGAUUGCCUAAGGGCUGGCUUUGCUCCAGCAGAAAUUGAAUUCUAUCUUCGCCAAGCCACUGACCGCGAUUGA
Messenger RNA from Durusdinium trenchii, 1902 nucleotides. NCBI's taxonomy places the organism in Eukaryota, Dinophyceae, Suessiales, Symbiodiniaceae. The record is from the annotation of a GenBank genome assembly.